AUGUUUUAUGUCACGGCGGAAUGGAUGUUAUCUGUUUCGGAAAUUGUAGAUGAUCGGCGUCCGAUUCGUAAAGAAUUGAAUAGACCAGACGAUUUGCAUAAUAUGCACAAUAAAUGGACGUUUCCAACAGCGUUACUUUAUGUGCUUACUGUGCUCACCACAUGUGUAGAAAAAAUCAUCACAGCAUGGCGUUCGCUCGAAAAGGAUUUAAAUUGA
Messenger RNA from Cylicostephanus goldi, 216 nucleotides. NCBI's taxonomy places the organism in Eukaryota, Metazoa, Nematoda, Chromadorea, Rhabditida, Strongylidae. The record is from the annotation of a GenBank genome assembly.